CGCAAUGACGGCGACCGAGGCGAGGCACUUUAAGGCCAUCGCAGCCGCGGCCGAGGCGAAGAAGGUGGGUGAGGCCGCGCGCGAGAACGCUGGGGGGAAGGGCAACGGUGCAGGGCGCGGUGAUGGGCGCGGUGACCAUAAGGGGAGAGCAAGGGGGGGAGGCGGCCAGCAUGCGGGCGAGGGAGAGGAAGAGGAUGAGGAGGAGGAGGAGGAGGAGGAGGAGGAGGAGGAGGAGGAGGAGGAGGAGGAGGAGGAGGAGGAGGAGGAGGAGGAGGAGGAGGAGGUGGCGGAGGCGGAGGAGGAGGGCAAAGAGGAAGAGGAGGAGAAGAAGGAGCACGAGGGGGGAGAAGGCGAGGAGCUCGAGCGUGAGGAGGGUAUGGGGAGGUGGAGGGCCGAGGGCUUGCGCGAGGAAGGAGUGGGGGAGGAGGAGGAGGGGGAGGGUGAGGGGGUGGGGGAGGAGGAUGAGGACGAGUGGGGGGAGGAGGAGGGGGUGGAGGAGCACGAGGAGAGCUCCGGCGACAACUCCGAAGAACAGAUGUGGGGACGAGGUGUUCCCCGAGGGUGGAUUUGGGGAGGAGGGCGAAGUGCCGGAUGGGAAAAACGUGUGGCCUGACGCGGCUUGGUGGCCGGGGGACCCCCCACAGGAGGGGGGUGGACAAGGAGGGCAGCAGAGUAUUAAGAGGUUCCUGUCUCA
Molecule: messenger RNA, 694 nt
Organism: Closterium sp. NIES-67
Lineage: Eukaryota; Viridiplantae; Streptophyta; Zygnematophyceae; Desmidiales; Closteriaceae
Source: the annotation of a GenBank genome assembly